GCCCUCAACGACGGAAAUGCCAUCUAAUGAGCCUUGCGCUAACCCUCUCCUCCUAGGAUGGAUGGAAGAAUGGAUUACAAACGCUCGGGACCAAAAUUCGAAGGGACUUUUGACUUAUAAGAAGGCAUAUACGUCCCUCAAGAGAUGCCCGGUAACCUUCCAACAUCCUUCUCAAUUGCAACAAUUAAAAUGGUUUGGUACAACGUUGUGUAAUCGCUUGACCGAAAAAUUGAAGAAGCACUGCGAGGAUAAUGGAUUGCCUAUGCCUAAGCGUCCAAGGCAGUCUAUCAUUCCUGGCUUAGUUAACCAGGAUGACGAAGAAGAUAAUGCACCAGAAAGACCACCUAAGAGACGAAGGACGAAGCCUUAUGUACCAACUCUCAGGUCUGGCGCUUAUGCCAUCAUUAUAGGUUUGGCAACGCUUGAGGAAGGUGAUCGUAAUGGAAUGACAAAGCAACGGUUAAUCGAGGCGGCUCAACCUCAUUGCGAUGCCUCUUUUACCGCUCCUUCUGAUCCAAAAAGCUACUACACGGCUUGGAAGUCUAUGACGACCCUUGUCGAAAAGGACCUCGUCUAUGAACGCGGUAGACCAACUAGAAGGUACCAUUUGACCGAGGAGGGAUGGGACGUAGCACGACGGAUUCAACAAACAACAAACCCUGAUCAACCUAGACCAGCUGCGCCAAGAGCAGAACUAGAUCUUCAACCGGUUGAACCUGCUCCUCUCCCACGACUUGCCAAUAGGUCUCCAUCCCUGGAAAUACAAGAUCCGCCCAGGAAUGAAUCUAGCUAUUCCAAUGUCGUCGCUAAUGGCGAUCCGGCAUCAGGAAGUUCAGCUUUACCGAAUUUUAGGCCAAUUCGUCUUGCUCCUGGAUCCUUUGAGGUGCAUUUGGUAUUAGACACGCGUGAGAUCCGGGCAAUGUCUGAUAGAGACUACAUGCAAAAUGAACUGGCCAAGAAAGGCAUUAACCCAAUAAUGCGUGCUCUGGAACUGGGUGACGCCCUCUGGGUGGCCAGAUGUCACGAUGCAAACUUCCUUCCUCGACUUGGCGCCGAGGGAGAUGAAAUCGUGCUCGAUUAUAUCGUGGAGAGAAAACGGCUUGAUGACUUGAUUGGAAGUAUCAAAGACGGCCGUUUCCACGAACAAAAGUUUCGCCUAAAACGAUCCGGCAUUAAGAACGUCGUUUACAUCGUCGAAGAGGUCUCUAUGGAUUCGGAAACGCUGGAAAAACGUGCAGAAAUGGUGCAGUCCGCUAUUGGGUCGACACAGGUGGUUAACGGCUUCUUUGUGAAAAAGACGCAGAAGAUGGAUGAUACUAUCCGAUAUCUCACGCGGAUGACUAUGCUGCUAAAGAAGCAAUACGAAAGCAAACCACUACUCGUCAUCCCCACCGAAAUCCUUACCGCGCAGAACUAUCUCCCACUGCUUGAGCAUCUUCGACAGAAGGAGCCCACCACAGGGCAUUAUAUCACCUACCCAGCAUUCGCAUCUUUGGCGUCGAAGUCAGACAUGAUGACGCUGCGGGAUCUGUAUCUAAAGAUGCUGAUGUGCACCAGACAGGUCUCUGGAGAGAAAGCGCUCGAGAUCCAAAAGAGAUGGAAGACACCUUACGAAUUCGUAAAGGCUUUCGAGGACUGUGGCGGCGGGGAACAGGGCAAGAAGCGCAAACGCGAGAUGGUCUUUGAGCAGAUGGGGGGCCUGUUUGGACGCAAGAGGAUUCCGAAGCCGCUCAGCCAGAAAAUUGCCGACGUUUGGACCGACAUGUAAACCUGACAAUUGCCGUGUCGAAUCCGAAUUUGGAGUCAAUGACUUGGUACACUGAAGCGCCAUUCUUCAUUGUCAGUAUCUAGGUAGACAACACCCCAGCUUAUUAUCCAUAUCGGUUACUGGCUUGACGUGUAUAUCAGAUGGUAUGGUGGUCCUUGAUUAUUCUUCGAUGCGAAUAUGUCACGGCAUCGGAAAUGGAUAUAUCCUCGACUUGAGCAUUUACAGUCAGCCUAUAGUAAAGCAAAGCAUCCCAG
Daldinia decipiens is the source of this 2022-nucleotide messenger RNA. RefSeq lists its product as uncharacterized. Gene Ontology annotation, molecular function: DNA binding; crossover junction DNA endonuclease activity; 3'-flap endonuclease activity. The transcript is spliced from 2 exons. The coding region runs from base 17 to 1768 and encodes 583 amino acids. The record is from RefSeq and is a predicted model, not a curated record. Gene Ontology annotation, biological process: double-strand break repair via break-induced replication; mitotic intra-S DNA damage checkpoint signaling; resolution of meiotic recombination intermediates. Lineage: Eukaryota; Fungi; Ascomycota; Sordariomycetes; Xylariales; Hypoxylaceae. Gene Ontology annotation, cellular component: Holliday junction resolvase complex; nucleus.